AUGGGCGAGGAGGAGAAGGCGAAGGAGGAGGCGGCCCCGGCGGACAAGGCCAAGGAGGUGGAGGAGAAGAAGGACGCGGGGGGAGGAGGGGAGGAGAAGAAGGAGGAGGCCCCGCCUCUUCCGCCGCCGCCGCCGGAGGAGAUGGUCAUGCGGGUCUUCAUGCACUGCGAGGGCUGUGCGCGCAAGGUCAAGAAGAUUCUCAAGGGAUUUGAUGGUGUUGAAGAUGUUAUUACAGAUACAAAGGCACACAAGGUGGUCGUUAAGGGGAAAAAGGCAGCUGCUGACCCAAUGAAGGUAGUGGAACGCGUGCAGAAGAAGACAGGCCGCAAGGUAGAGCUUCUCUCGCCAAUGCCACCGCCCAAAGAAGAGAAGAAGGAAGAGGAGAAAAAGGAAGAACCUGAGCCACCAAAACCCGAGAAGAAAGAGGAGCCCACGGUGCUCGCUGUGGUGCUCAAGGUGUAUAUGCAUUGUGAGGCCUGUGCGCAAGUGAUCAAGAAGAGAAUCCUCAAGAUGAAAGGAGUGCAGUCUGUAGAGGCAGACCUGAAGGCUUCUCAAGUCACUGUGAAGGGUGUGUUCGAGGAGGCCAAGCUGGCUGAUUAUGUGUAUAGGCGCACUGGCAAGCACGCUGCUAUCGUCAAGUCUGAGCCUGUUGCAGCUGAGAAUGUUGAUGAUGGAAAUGCCAAGGACGACAAGAAGGCAGCCGAAGGUGGGGAGGAUAAGAAGGAUGAUGGCAAGGAGGAAAAGAAAGAUGGUGGAGAUGUAGGUGGAGACGAGAAAGAAGCGGAUAAGAAGAAGGAUGAUGGCAAUGCUGGUGAUGAAGAAAAAGAUAAAGACCCUGGCGCCAUUGCUAACAUGUAUAUGCACUACCCAAGGUUCAAUCAUCCGAGCGGAUACGGUUAUGCCUACCAGUACCCGCCUCAGCUCUUCAGCGACGAGAACCCAAAUGCCUGUUCUCUGAUGUGA
This is a messenger RNA of Miscanthus lutarioriparius, 963 nucleotides long. The record is from the annotation of a GenBank genome assembly. NCBI's taxonomy places the organism in Eukaryota, Viridiplantae, Streptophyta, Magnoliopsida, Poales, Poaceae.